AUGCAAUAUAACAUAAAGGAAAUCAUUGCUCGAUUAAAUGAACAAAGAAAGACAGUAUAAUUUAGACAUAGAACUCUUAACACUGAAAAUUCUUAACCAACUUAAAUUUCUGAUGCCAAACGAAGGUUAUCGACUCUUGAUCCUCCAACGAUGAGUAUGUAGUUUUUAGAAAUUGACGUAAUGAAAUAAAAAGAAAACAAAGAAUAUAAAAAAGUUACAAACAAAAGAGUUUAAAUAUAAAAUAAACAACGUCUCAUGAUGUUAUAGAGUAAAAAGAACACUUAACCUCAAAAUCAUUCAUCUUUCCUUCCAUUGAUAGAUUUUUCAUAAUUAAAUAAUGAUCCUCUACCGAUUGUAUAUCCUAAACAUGACAAAAUGAUUAGGCUAAAGAAGAUAACUUCUAGAGUAAUGGAUUAAUUAUUCUGA
Molecule: messenger RNA, 426 nt
Organism: Paramecium sonneborni
Lineage: Eukaryota; Ciliophora; Oligohymenophorea; Peniculida; Parameciidae
Source: the annotation of a GenBank genome assembly